This is a messenger RNA of Panicum virgatum (switchgrass), 2208 nucleotides long. RefSeq lists its product as uncharacterized. Bases 877 to 2055 code for a protein of 392 amino acids. The record is from RefSeq and is a predicted model, not a curated record. Lineage: Eukaryota; Viridiplantae; Streptophyta; Magnoliopsida; Poales; Poaceae. The transcript is spliced from 2 exons.
AAAACUUGAGUGAACAUUUAAACCCGCACAAAAUUUCCACAUGUUUAUAACUUUUUUAUUUGUAGUGAGUGUUACUACGCAUCACUGUAUGUUUAGACUGAUAAAUCUGAACAGCAGUCAUAAUGUCAACAAUUUACGUUUGAAACGAAAGGAAAUUUCUUUGCAUCAUAUCACUAUCUCAACUUCUCUACUCUGACCAUUUCUGAGGCCUCUGUGAAAGCCUGCCAUUACGUUAAUGGACUUGUUUCCUUGAAGUUGAAGUACUCUGACAAGUGAUGACAUAAGGCAUGCGACUGUUUCCUUGACUAGAGCCUCUGGUUGAUUUUAGUGUUCUAUUGGUGGAGUUUCUUUUCCAGAACCUAUCUGACUAUUAAAGAAAUGGAUUCUUUUCCCCAUAUUGGGGCACCUGAACUUGUUUAUGUGAUAUAUGAAAACAACACCACGCAUUAGGUUACUUUCGUAGAUUGGAGUAGCCGAGUAGGUUCUUUUUUCUUUUAUAUAUAAAAGUCUGCAUGUAGCAGAUGUGGUUAACAAAAGCAGUGUUGUGUUAGGAAGUUGAGCAGAUAUAAAAUCCUGGUCAAUUGAGACAAAAUGCCUUUGAAUGACAAAUACUUAUACAGCUGCGCAUUCUAUGGCGAUACUUUUCAGAAUACUGAUGAAGUAUCAAAAAAGAAUUAUAUCAUGUAUUAUUUUAAUUCAAGAUUGUUUUAUUUGAGUCACUUAUAUAUCAAGCAGAACAAAUUAGUUUGACCCCCCGGAAACCUCAUUUGUAGAUAUUAAUUGCUGGUGUAAAAUUUAAAUCACAAUGUUGAUGGAUGCUUCAAUGCAAUAUUUAAGGUUGAAUCAAUCUUUUAGGGUGAUAUAAAAUACAACUGUAUGAAGCACAGCUGGGGGACCCAUGAUUUUGAUGGUUCUGAAAUUGACAGCAAAGCAACUUCACUUCAUAAUCAGUUCUCGACGCAGUUAUCGCUAUCUAGUUCCAACGAUGUGACCAUGAACAGGGAGGAAAUUGCAGCUUCUCAGUGUCCUGACAAGGAGGUUCCAUCAGCCAUCCUUAAUUUGCCACUAAAGAGUUUUAAGCAGGAUGCUACUGAGGAGGAUGUGAUUAGAUGGAGGCUUGAAAAGAAUGGCUUUCCCUUUGUUCUGUCAGACUCAGAGUGCGGUGAUUCUUCAUAUGAUAGUUCUUUCAGCGAACAGUCAUCUACAAUCAGUACCCCAAGCACACCAUUCACAGUACAGUCAGAUACUCAGUCUGUGGAUCUUGACAAAACAGAUAUCUGGGUCUCUUCUUUAGAUCUUGAUGCAGAGGAUUCCGCUUUGCUGCCAAGCAAGGAACAGCUUCUUGAUGGUCUCAGUUCUGACUUUCCAAGCCCUUCUUUCAGUGCAGUCAGAAGCCUCCAAUUUGGUCCUUCCAGUUCUACUCCAGGGACAUCGGAGAGGAAAGAAGCCAACGAGUCUGAUGAACCAAUAUUCUGGCCAUUUGAGCGCACUGCCUACAACAGCCCUGAAUUUGAAAAGUUCCUCAGUUUGUCACCUCGUAGAAACACAAUGGAUAUGGGUUAUGCUGAAGUUCGUCAGUUAAAUCCUGUCUUGCAGAGGCUCCGUAAGAACAAACUAUCUUCAGCAAAGAAGAGCAUUGAACCGCAUCGAGGGAGUGCCAAUUCAUGCCCAAAAGGAACCAAAGUCUCCUCCCAAGAGAAGAUUCAGAAGGCACCUGCAGUUCCGUCCAGAUUGAGCAGGACAACAAAAGCAUCUGCACCCUCCAGUCACCAGGUGCCAAUCAACUGUCAGAGAAGAAGGCCGCCACACUUGAAACUUGGCCCCCCAAGAAAGGUGAGCACUCCAAAAUUAGAGACAGAUCAUCCUCUUAAAGAGACUGGACCACGCGGCAUCCCAAACCUAGCGGACAAGAAGAGUCGGAUCGAAGAGUUGAUUGGAUUGGAUGAGUUUAAUGGCCAUGAAGGCAUCGGUUCGGAUUCUCCAGAUUACCAAUUUUGUCUAUGGUUGUCUCCAAGAUGUCAUGGUACAACAAUCAAGCAUGAGCCAUCUCCAUAGUUCUGUAGCAAUCAGCAGCCUGCUGUGUACCAUGCUGCCGUACGUUGUAGCAAAGGCUUGAUGUGCUUUUGUAAUUGUCGAUGCCGGACCAGUUGCCUGAUACUGGUUACAGGUCAAUUUUUGUCAGUAUUCAUCUUAGUUUCUCUUCGUUUU